This is a messenger RNA of Alligator mississippiensis (American alligator), 1611 nucleotides long. Its product is annotated as elongation factor 1-alpha. Gene Ontology annotation, biological process: translation; translational elongation. Gene Ontology annotation, molecular function: GTPase activity; translation elongation factor activity; GTP binding. NCBI's taxonomy places the organism in Eukaryota, Metazoa, Chordata, Crocodylia, Alligatoridae. The record is from RefSeq and is a predicted model, not a curated record. The coding region runs from base 26 to 1432 and encodes 468 amino acids. The transcript is spliced from 7 exons.
CGGCAGGAGGGGGCAGGGGUCGGGCAUGGAGGAAGAGGAGGCGGCGGCGGUGCCGGCGGCGCGGAAGCUGCAGCUGAGCGUGGCCGUGAUCGGGCACGUGGACUCGGGCAAGUCCACCACGGCCGGGCACCUGCUCUACCUGAGCGGCGCGCUCGACCCGCGCCAGCUCCAGAAAUUCGAGGCUGAGGCCACGCAGAUGGGCAAGGGCUCGUUCAAGUUCGCGUGGGCGCUGGACCGGCUGCGCGCGGAGCGGGAGCGCGGCGUCUCCAUCGACCUGGCGCUGGGGCGGCUGCACACGCGGCGCCGCGCGCUCACCCUGCUCGACGCGCCCGGGCACCGCGACUUCCUCAAGAACAUGCUCACGGCCACGGCACAGGCGGACGCGGCGGUGCUGGUGGUGUCGGCGGCGCCGGGGGAGUUCGAGGCGGGCGUGUCGCGCCAGGGGCAGACGCGGGAGCACGCGCUGCUGGCCUACACGCUGGGCGUGAAGCAGCUGGUGCUGUGCGUCAACAAGAUGGACCUGGCGGAGCCGCCCUACAGCCAGCGCCGCUUCGAGGAGGUGGUGCGGGGCGUCGGCCUCUUCCUGCGCAAGAUCGGCUACAGCCUGCCCGCCGUGCCCUGCCUGCCCGUGUCCGGCUGGGCCGGCGACAACCUGGCCCUGCCCAGCCAGAAGAUGAGCUGGUUCAAAGGCUGGCAGGUCAAACGGAAGGAAGGUUACGGGAAGGGACAAACUCUUUUGGAAGUGCUAGACUCUCUUCUGCCUCCUGUGCGUUUGAGUAAUAAGCCCUUGAGGCUGCCUCUGCAGGAUGUCUACAAGAUUGGAGGAGUUGGUACUGUACCUGUGGGGAAGAUAGAGACUGGCAUUCUUAAACCAGGCAUGACUGUCUCUUUUGCCCCCACAAACCUAUCGGCAGAGGUCCGAUCCAUUGAAAUGCACCAUGAACCACUGGAAGUGGCUUUUCCUGGCUAUAACAUAGGCUUCAACGUAAAAAACAUUGCAGUCAAGAACCUUAGACGGGGCCAUGUAGCUGGUAACUCCAGGAAUGAUCCUCCAGCAGCAGCAGCUCACUUCAUAGCCCAGGUGAUUAUCCUGAACCACCCUGGCUUCAUCAGGGCUGGCUACUCCCCAGUGAUCGACUGCCACACGGCUCAUGUCACCUGCCAGUUUGCUGAACUUUAUGAGAAGAUUGACCGUCGCUCUGGGCAGAAGCUGGAGGACAGUCCAUCUAUGCUGAAAUCUGGGGACUCUGCUCUCAUUAGGCUUAUACCUAGGAAGCCCAUGUGUGUGGAAAGGUUUUUUGACUUUCCUUCCUUGGGUCGUUUUGCAGCUCGGGAUUUGAAGCAGACUGUUGCUGUUGGAGUCAUCAAAUCGGUAGAAAAGAAAUCCACAGGCUCUGCUAGAAAACAAGUGCAGAAAGCUCUGCUUAUCUAGUGGAGUGCUGCCAGCUGUGUGAGAGGUUAAGCUUUUUUGCAAACUACCUUCAUAGAGAAAUGCUCAUGGCUUGUGGGAUUGGUUUGGGUUUUUUGUUUAACCUCAAGUUGAGGAUCUUUUAUGUUUAAUGCAGUGGGAUUGUUCAGUGUUUGAACAAUUAAAAGUCUCAUCUGAUCAGA